Molecule: messenger RNA, 941 nt
Organism: Penaeus indicus
Lineage: Eukaryota; Metazoa; Arthropoda; Malacostraca; Decapoda; Penaeidae
Exons: 7
Coding region: 153-581 (142 amino acids)
Source: RefSeq, a predicted model, not a curated record
UCUGCUCAGAAACGGGACGGGACGGCAAGAACAGAAAAAAAUGGCAGUGUGGAUUUGCCUUGGAGGACUUCGUUCAAACAGGAUGGCGCCCACCCAGUAGCGUCUCCAUCCUCUUGGGCAGUAGACGCUCCCUCUGGUCAUUAGGUGUAACCAUGAAGAUUCUAAUUGCAAUACUGGCAACUGCAAUGUUGGCUGGACCAAUCUACUCACAGAACUGGGAAGCCAUCAUGAAGCACAAGAGACAGAAUCCCCUGUUAGCUAUUCUUGGUGGAUUUAGUCGCAGAAUGGCCAAGGGGAACAACGGUGCUUUCCUCUUCCAGAAUAUUCAUCACGGAGGAGGACCUAAUAUCCAGGAUGUGCUGCAAGAAUCUAGCAACAACGACACCGUGCACCAGGAGGUCAUGCAGAAUCCCUCGCUAUAUACCGGAGGAAAUGGCGCUAAGGCCCUCCAGAGUCAACGAGUCCACCAGCAGGCUACCGGCCAUUACGUAGUGCAGAACGUGGUCCAGGGCCCUUCCAUCCAUAUUCCGAACUUCAAACUCCCAGACAUCCACGUCAACCACAAGAAGUGCAGCGAUUAAUGGGUGAUUCUUAGGCACACGGAAAACGACGAAAGUAAAGAAGAAGCGAUGGGCGAAGAUAGAUGAGGAUGAAGGACGGAUAGUUGUUUUGAAUAUUUCUGUUUUUAUCAUUUUUUUUUUUUUAUUUUAUGUUUACAGUUAUUGUUAUCUUUAUUACUAUUAUUAUUAUCAUUAUUAUUAUUAUUAUUAUCAUCAUUAUUGUCGUUAUUAUCAUUACUGUCUUUAUUAUUAUCAUUACUAUUAUUAGAAGUAGUAGUAUCAUUAUUAUUAGUAGGAUUAUCACUAUUACUAUUAUCAUUAUUAUUACAUUAUAUAUUUUACAUAUGUAACUUCAAUAUAUUAUUUUUUCUACUGCAACAA